Molecule: messenger RNA, 2795 nt
Organism: Exaiptasia diaphana
Lineage: Eukaryota; Metazoa; Cnidaria; Anthozoa; Actiniaria; Aiptasiidae
Exons: 4
Coding region: 186-1928 (580 amino acids)
Biological process (GO): nucleoside diphosphate catabolic process
Cellular component (GO): membrane
Molecular function (GO): GDP phosphatase activity; UDP phosphatase activity
Source: RefSeq, a predicted model, not a curated record
UUCAAGAAAUCGGUGGUCAUCCGUGAAGAAGGCUUCGAGUUGUAUUCAACCACCCGCCAAAGCAACUCUGUGAAUUCGUUGGUCAACCGAUAUAUGAUUACCCGUUAGAAGGAAAAAGACUUCAACUAAUAUCUAGCGACGAAGGCAGAGGCUUGCUGCAGUAGCUAGUGUCUUAGUAGUCUGCCAUGAUUGUGUCCUUGAUUAAAGUCUUKGUAUUUCUUGGCUUUCUUUGGUACAGUGAUGGUGCAUACUUAUCGAAUAUAGGUGAAUUAACGCCAUGUCUAGCACCAUGUACCGACUAUGGCGUUGUCAUCACAACAAGAGGCAACUCCUCGAGGUUGAAGCUCUCCGUUUAUAAAUUCAAGCGUAAAAAGGACAAGAUGAUUACACCGGCUGAUGUUACCAAGAUGAAAACAACCCCUGAAUUCCAACCUCUGGAUUUGGACGCUAUCUUGAAAGGAACUAAAUCCCUUCCUGAAGCAAUGAUGCCACUGAUAAACGCUGCAAAGAAAGCCGUUCCUCCCAAGUACCAGCUCAGCACCCCAAUAAUAUUCUCGCUUGAUGAAGAAACCCAGUCAAUUAAUGACGAUGCCUGGUAUCGCGUUCGUGGUGAUAUUGUGGAGUUUUUUGUGAAUAAGACCGUACCGUUUCUAGCUGGACCAUAUUCUGUUGAAGAAAGUAGCGACGCUGACGAUGCUUCGUAUCGCUGGCAUACGAUGAAUUUUAUCAAAGGAAAUUUCUUGGGCGACAACAAGAAGACAGUUGCAACGCUGAGCUUUAACGGCAAAAUGGUGAGUGAGGUAGCAUACGAGAUUCUCCCAAUCGACAGAACGGURUCGUACCUCUCCACCAUUGCAGGACAGCCCCAYCCUCUGGUUACAUCAACGUACUUUAGAAGGGGUACUCUGUUUGCUCUUUACAAGUACUUCGAAACCAUAUCGAAACCAGUGCAACCCGUUAUCAGAAGUCCAUGUGGGCCUAAAGGAAUGAAAAAAGAGUUUAAAGGAAUACGCGGAGUGAAGUGGAUUGUGGGAACGGGAGAAAUCAUGAAAUGUAGAAAUAUCAUUCGAGACAAGCUKUUCAACAUGUGUAGCAGGAUGAAUGGAUGCGCGUACUUGAAGCACAAGGUGAAAGGGAAAAUCUAUGGCAUGCCAAAUGUUGCACAAACAAUGAAGCAACUAGGUUAUGAGGAAUGUACUAAAGAUUUYACUCCUCUAAUGCUUGACGCUGCCAUCAAAAAGGCUUGUGGAGGCAACGAACCUAUCCUUCCACCUGAAACUACAGCACAACCUGAAACUACAGCACAACCUGAAACUACAGCACAACCUGAAACUACAGCACAACCUGAAACAACACCCCAACCUGAAACAACACCCCAACCUGAAACAACACCCCAACCUGAGACUACACCCCAACCUGAGACUACACCCCAACCUGAAACAACAACUCCACCAGAAACUACCGCUGCACCUAAUACUAGUACCGUCAAACCUGGAAUGCCCAUCAAACCCCCCAAACCGGUCCCGCCUCUUCCUCCACAAGUACCGUUGCCCGCCAAGCAACCCUCAAAWCCAAAYACAUCAAUCAAAGUUCCAGCCAUCAAGAUCCCAAAMAUUGACACGUCUAUCAAACUCCCGAUCAAAAUUGGUAAUGAUGCCAAGACUCCCCCGUCAAAAGGUUUUAACGCCAAGAAAAGCUCACUCAAAAGAAAAGUCASGUCCGCCCGCAAAAAUACGCUUGAACAGCUCUCGCCUGAAAGUCCCACUGGUAUUACAGACUGCGUGAAUGGCAAUUUUCUGUAUAUGAUGCUAACUGAGGCUUACUACUUGGCGCCGGAUGCAAAGAUAUAUGUAAACCAGGAGAACCUUCCGUUAGAAGCCGACGAAAGUCUUGGAGAAUUGCUUAUACGAAUGCAACUGUUUUUAUAAAUGCAUUUGAAGUUAAAGAGUAACAUUUACGUGACCAAUGGACAGUGAGGAUAUACUUACUGUCAUACCAUAMAAGUUGGAAUAGCAUGAGAUUACAGUCUCCUUCGUUGCCAUUUUCUUAGCCUCCUAUCCUCGAAAAAGAAUCCUUUUAAGGAGACAGGAUGCCAAACAAAUCUUCAAAGGAGACUAGCAUACAAAGACGUCUAUAAAGGCCAAUUUAGACGGCACAACUUUUGCCUAUAACUAUCGCAUGCGACCUGCUUAAGCCAUGGCUGUUAAGCAAUUGUUGGAAAUCCCUACGGCAGUUGUAGCUAUGUCUUGUAAUGAUGACUUACGCAGGUCGCGAUAGUUGUAGGAAAACGUUGUGCCGUCUAAAUUGGCCUUAACAAAAUCAUAUUGAAGGGUGGAUUCCACUUCAGUUGGAAUCGGAAUCGUAUAUAAUUAAAUGAUACGAAAAUCGCUUGCCAUAAGCGGAAGCACAAGCUUCUAAUAUUUUAAGUUCCUAAUGGCGUCCGUACAUGUUGCUUAUUAUUUUUCAGCCCUAAAAUUAUUACCGUGUUUGUAUGACAUUCUCUUCCGCUUAUGACUCCGAUUCCAACUGCCUUUUCUUGUUUGUUGAACAGCUAAAGUACUCUUUUCUCUUCCGCUUAUGACUCCGAUUCCGACUGCCUUUUCUUUUUUGAUGAACAACUACAGUACUGACAAAUACAUGUCAGUCAAUCGAUUCAAUCAAAUCCAAGAUGUAAUCUGAAUGAGCUUAACAUGCGUUUAAUCGACAAUUUUCUGAGUAAUCUUAAAGUAGGUGAUUUUAUAAUUUUGUAAAACUUUUAGAAUUUGUAAUCAAUAAACAUUUAUUAAUUAUUUAAA